Molecule: messenger RNA, 2858 nt
Organism: Perca fluviatilis (European perch)
Lineage: Eukaryota; Metazoa; Chordata; Actinopteri; Perciformes; Percidae
Product: phosphatidylinositol 4-kinase beta-like
Biological process (GO): phosphatidylinositol-mediated signaling; phosphatidylinositol phosphate biosynthetic process
Cellular component (GO): membrane; cytoplasm
Molecular function (GO): 1-phosphatidylinositol 4-kinase activity
Source: RefSeq, a predicted model, not a curated record
AUGCUGCACAACGGGCCCGACACGGCGCCCAACGCCACUACUGGCGCCUCUGCUCCACCCACUGGCACCCCUACUGCCACUGGCACCCCUACUGCCUCUGGCACCCCUACUGCCUCUGGCACCCCUACUGCAACUGGCACCCCUACUGCCUCUGGCACCCCUACUGCAACUGGCACCCCUACUGCCUCUGGCACCCCUACUGCAACUGGCACCCCUAGCACCCCUACUGCCACUGGCACCCCUACUGCCACUGGCACCCCUACUGCCACUGGCACCCCUACUGCAACUGGCACCCCUACUGCCUCUGGCACCCCUACUGCAACUGGCACCCCUACUGCAACUGGCACCCCUACUGCCACUGGCACCCCUACUGCCACUGGCACCCCUACUGCCACUGGCACCCCUACUGCAACUGGCACCCCUACUACCACUGGCGCCCUUGCUCCACCCACUGGCGCCCCUGUUUCGCCCGAUGGCCGCCCCGCUGCUCUGAAAGCGCUGAAGAUGGACCCCGACGCCGAGGUCCCGGCGCCGGGCUCGGUGAAGAGCGCUCGGCGCCGCCAGAGACACAACCCGUCGAAGCAGUCGUGGCUGCUGCGGCUGUUUGAGUCGAAGCUGUUCGACGUCUCCAUGGCGAUCUCCUACCUGCACCGCUCCAAGGAGCCCGGCGUGCAGGCCUACAUCGGCAACCGGCUCUUCAGCUUCGGCCCCGAGGGAGGGGUCGACUUCUACCUGCCGACGUGGGGGACCCAUCAAGCCCUAUGUGGUGCACCGCUGCAGACAGAGCAUCUCCUUCAGCCUGCAGUGCGCCUGGCUGCUGGGAGCGUACUCGUCCGACAUGCACAUCUCCACGCAGCGCCACUCUCGGGGCACCAAACUGAGGAAGCUCAUCCUAUCAGACGAGCUCAAACCAGGGAGUUCAUAAAGUCCCUGCUGGCAUCGGGAAGCGUCUGGCCACGCUGCCCACCAAGGAGCAGAAGACCCAGCGGCUGAUCUCAGAGCUGUCGCUGCUCAACCACAAGCUGCCGGCCAGAGUCUGGCUCCCCAGGGCCUUCGACCACCACGUGGUCCGGGUCCCCCACACACAGGCCGUGGUGCUGAACUCCAAGGACAAGGUCAGAGACACACACACACACACACAGACACACAGAGACACACACACACACCUCCCAGAGAUCCACACCAACAGCUGUGAUAACAUCAGUCAGUUCUCAGUGGACAGCAUCACGAGUCUGGAGAGCAAAGAGCCGGUGUUCAUCGCUGCCGGAGACAUCAGGCGGCGUCUGUCGGAGCAGCUGGCCCAGGCCCCCACCACGUUUAGACGGGACCCCGAGGACCCCUCGGCCGUGGCCCUCAAGGAGCCCUGGGAGGAGAAGGUCCGGAGGAUCAGGGAAGGCUCUCCAUACGGUCACCUCCCCCACUGGCGGCUGCUGUCUGUGAUCGUUAAAUGUGGAGACGACCUGAGACAGGAGCUGCUGGCCUAUCAGGUGCUGCAGCAGCUCAAGUCGAUCUGGGAGCAGGAGCGCGUCCCCCUCUGGAUCAAGCCCUACGGGAUCCUGGUGCUGUCGUCCGACAGCGGCAUGAUCGAGCCCGUGGUCAACGCGGUGUCCCUGCACCAGGUGAAGAAGCAGAGCCAGCUGUCCCUGCUGGACUACUUCCUGCAGGAGCACGGCGCCCCCACCACCGAGGCCUUCCUCUCCGCUCAGAGACACUUCGUCCAGAGCUGCGCCGGCUACAGCGUCAUCUGCUACCUGCUGCAGGUCAAGGACAGGCACAACGGGAACAUCCUAUUGGACGCUGAGGGUCACAUCAUCCACAUUGACUUUGGCUUCAUCCUGUCCAGCUCUCCCAAAAACCUCGGCUUCGAAACGUCCGCCUUCAAACUCACCUCCGAGUUCGUAGACGUGAUGGGCGGUCCUGAUGGAGACAUGUUUAACUACUACAAGAUGUUGAUGCUUCAGGGUCUCAUAGCAGCCAGGAAACACAUGGACCGAGUCCUGCAGAUAGUGGAGAUCAUGCAGCAAGGUACCCAGCUGCCCUGUUUCCAUGGCAGCAGCACGCUGCGCGGCCUGAAGGAGCGGUUCCACAUGAGCCUGACCGAGGAGCAGCUGCAGGUCCUGGUGGACCAGCUGGUGGACGGCUCCAUGAGGUCCCUGACCACCAAGCUGUACGACGGCUUCCAGUACCUCACCAACGGCAUCAUGUGACCUGUGUGUGUGUGUGUGUGUGUGUGUGUGUGUGUGUGUGUGUGUGUGUGUGUGUGUGUGUGUGUGUGUGUGUGUGUGUGUGUGUCUGUGUGUGUGUGUGUGUGUGUCUGUGUGUGUGUGUGUGUGUGUCUGUGUGUGUGUGUGUGUGUGUGUGUGUGUGUGUGUGUGUGUGUGUGUGUGUGUGUCUACAGACUGAUGAUGUUUUAUAACUAGACUGCAGAGACUUUGAGCCUCCCUCUGAUAGUCUCCCUUCUUCUUUAAUUCUCUUAUUCCGGCUUCUUCUUAUUAUAGAGAGGACAAGUCCCUCCCCCUUUCCUGUGUUUAAGCCCCGCCCCCUUUCCUGUGUGUAAGCCCCGCCCCCUUUCCUGUGUGUAAGCCCCGCCCCUUCUUGUGUCCAGCGUGGGACUUGAUUCCAGUGUGAAUGUGUCCCGUAGUGAACGAGGAGAGACGCUGUGGUCCUGUUGGACAGUUUAACCGAUGAUUGAUCAGGUGGAGAAAAGAUUGUAAAUUAAAUAUUCACCUUUAUUCUCUCAGAAAUCAUAACGAUGAGUCUGAUACUUUAACACACACACACACACACACACACACACACACACACACACACACACAGACACACACAGACACACACACACAGAGAAACAUACACACAGA